UCUUGGUUUUUUUUUUUCUUUCUUAUUCACUUCAGUGUGGAAUGUUAUAGUCUCCUUGAAAAACGUUUUCUCAUGGAAGAUCUAAUGCAAAGAUGCAGUGUGUGUGUUCUUGUUAACUUGGGUGGCUUCUGCAUUUUAAUUUUUGCUAAACUUGAUGUUUCUUCCAAGACCUGUAGAAAACAAUCCACGUAGAUGUACUGCUUUUACAGUGAUGAGGUUAAGCUGUACUGGUGAGAAUUAAGCAUAGAUGAUAUAUACUAGUCCUGGUGAGGAUUAAGAGUGACCUUUCCCCUGCAGCCUUACAUUUCAGGGGGGAGCAGUUUCCCUGGUUUGAUCUACCACAUGUCCGCAAAAACAUUUGUUGUAGUUGCAGUGAGCGAAGGGGGUGCUGUUUAUUUCAGGUGUGAGCUGGUGCUAAUUCAAAAUGCCCACUAACCUGUGACACCGUUUCCACAAAAGCACUGUACAGAUAGCUGUCAUUUCUAUAUAUUCGUGCAGGCUGCCUGGCAGCAAAAUGAUGUUUAUUCCCAUGGAGGCCACUUGCACGCAAUAGAAAAUGGUGUAAGCAAUUUAGUAAUCAAACCUAGUGUGACUACCCUGUUAAAAACCUGAGGGGAGAGUAAUACUUUUUUUUUUUUUUAAUUAAAACUAGAUACUUAAAAGCACAAGCAGAUAAUGUCCUCAUUUAUUUUCUUCACACUCAAGUCUUCUGAGAAAAGUUUUUUUCCUGCUCCUCUUUUAAGUUUGGAAUGAAUGUACUUCUAAUUAAAUUUUGAACUGCUCUGGGUAGAAAGGGAGUUUGAAUACAGUGGUCUUAUGAAUAUGACAUCUUAAAGCCUAAGAAACUGGGGAGUCAUUGAAUUAGUAAUUAUUUCUUUUAAGUAGGAAUUUGAGACUCUUAAAGCUUAUAUUCCGUAUUUUUUCCACCUUCAACAUUUUUAUUGCUAAUGUAGUUAAAAGUUGGAGGAAAUAAAAGGAAGAGUGUAAAAUGUAUUGCCUGCUCUUUGUUCUUGUGAGCUGGAAGAUUGAAUGUUUGUGUGUGAUCCAAGAGAAACAGCCUGCCAACCACUGCCACGUUUUCAUCUAUUGGUAAACAUCAGCUGCUGGUUGGUCUUGAGGGAGGAAGACUGAAUUAGUUCCAGAUGGAGAACUCUUUCAGCCCACUUAAGACUUUCCAGUUGAUUUAAGAGAGCAGGCAGAAAAAAAUGGAAUAGACCACAUGAAGAAGCAUGUGAAGCGUAUUUUUAUGCAAGAUGUUAUUUGGAGGACCAAGUACACUUUUUCAGGCCAUGGGAGAUGAAAGACUAAUCACAUGAUAUUUUUGUUCCAUCGAAGUGCUGUUCUGUGCUAAGUCAAUGUUGGUUUGUAUUAAGGACAAAGAUUAAUUUCUUAAUGUCAGCAUGUUGACUGUGACAAGCGCUCAGACGCCGGAGGAACCUAAUCCUCCCCCCCUUGAAGAAAAGCCAAAGCCAAAAUCACUAUUUCAUUUGGGUUCGCUCUUUGCGAACAGGAGUGAAAAAUUUGUAAUUGCUAGGAGUGAUAGUGUCCCAGAGGAGAACGUUCUGAAAAUAACUAUCACGGAGACUACAGUCAUUGAGUCGGACUUGGGCAUCUGGAAUUCUCAUGCUCUCAUCUACCUCACUUUGUGGUUUUUCUUCAGCUUUUGCACUCUUUUUCUUAACAAAUACAUUCUUUCAUUACUGGAAGGAGAGCCCAGCAUGCUAGGUGCUGUUCAAAUGCUUUCAACCACCUUCAUUGGCUGUAUAAAAAUGUUUGUUCCAUGCUGCUUGUAUCAACACAAAACACGCAUCUCUUAUCCACCCAAUUUCAUCAUGAUAAUGCUGUUUGUUGGAUUAAUGAGAUUUGCCACAGUAGUCUUGGGUCUUGUGAGCUUGAAAAAUGUGGCAGUUUCAUUUGCAGAAACUGUUAAAAGCUCUGCACCUAUUUUUACUGUUAUCAUGUCUCGGAUGAUAUUAGGAGAAUACACUGGAUUGCUGGUUAAUCUCUCUCUCAUUCCUGUUAUGGGUGGGCUAGCUCUAUGUACAGCUACUGAAAUCAGCUUCAACAUUCUGGGUUUCUCGGCAGCUUUAUCUACUAACAUCAUGGACUGUUUGCAAAAUGUCUUUUCCAAAAAACUACUCAGUGGAGAUAAAUACAGAUUUUCAGCCCCAGAGCUUCAGUUCUACACAAGUGCUGCUGCAGUAGUUAUGCUUAUUCCAGCUUGGAUAUUUUUCAUGGAUGUUCCUGUGAUUGGGAAAAGUGGGAGGAGCUUCAGCUACAACCAAGAUGUUGUGGUACUUCUCUUAAUAGAUGGAGUCUUGUUCCACUUACAAAGUGUGACAGCCUAUGCCUUGAUGGGAAAAAUUUCUCCUGUGACUUUCAGUGUUGCUAGUACCGUGAAGCAUGCGCUGUCAAUCUGGCUAAGUAUUAUUGUGUUUGGUAACAAAAUCACGAGUCUCUCGGCCAUUGGGACUGUUCUAGUGACAAUUGGAGUUCUUCUAUAUAACAAGGCAAAGCAGCAUCAGCAAGAGACUAUACACAGCCUAGCAGCUGCCGCCCCGCAGUCCGCCGAAAGUACAACUGAAGAUACUGAGCCACUAGUUCCCAAGGAUUUGGAACCGUAUGAUUAACAUGGCCAUUUAUUCUUCCAGCCUCAUGUAACUCAAAGGAACUCUUCCUGAAAGUGGUUGUUUCUUCAACUGUUGAUGCUGAUUUGGUUCCUUUGAGUUCAUGGCAGGUCAAGCCUGAGACUUGAAGCAGAGAGAAAACAACAGGAAGAAUCCAGUAACCCUUGAUUUAAUGAGAAACUGAUGUACCAGAGGACCUAGUGUCAUACAAUGUGGUAAACGUGGGCUUUAUUGUCUUUCCUUGACUGCAAAUAACAUACAAGUGUAUACUAGAGAAGGACCUUCAGUGUCUCAUGGGAAAACGGUUUUUCUCCCUACCCAUCAAACUAAUGUGAAUACCGUGACGGGUCCAUGAUUUCUGCUUGCUUGCAGUGGAAUGAAAUUGGUGCGUAACUGAAAUUCCUAAUUGUUUGUUACUCUGCGCUGCCGGCGUCCUCCAUCGUUUGUGUGCGUUGUAGAGCUGGACGAAGGAACCCCCUCCUUCCCCAACAAAUUACUUACUUUGGUAUAUGGUUAGUUGAAGUGAACUGUGGAAAUGAGUCCGUGCCCCAAAGCAGCAAUGAGCAGCUAUUUCUGACUACAAAGCUAGGAAUGAAAAGUGAUGUUUUCUACUGAAUUUUAACAUGGAAAUACCGCAUCCUGGUUGUGUAUUGACAAUAUUGAAAUGCAAGUAUACACACGCAGACAUACACUGUAUCAAUGGAGUGUUGAAUUAAAUAUUUGCAGUUGCUUAGAGGUAAAAAAAACACUGAAAGAUUUUGGUGAGAAAGGAAGCAGGUUCUCUAUAUUUCUAUAAGAAACCAUUUUAAUAUUUUAAUUUCUUGCAUUUUAUGAUAUAUUUCUGUUACAAGAAAUAAAUCGGGUUUUUUAAUUAUU
Molecule: messenger RNA, 3503 nt
Organism: Phalacrocorax carbo (great cormorant)
Lineage: Eukaryota; Metazoa; Chordata; Aves; Suliformes; Phalacrocoracidae
Source: RefSeq, a predicted model, not a curated record